CGGCUUAUUCUUCUCAAACGUACGCUGGGGAGGUAGAGAGAGAGAGAGUGUCCACCUGCGCUCAUCUCAUACACAACAGGGCUAAGAGAACUCCAGCAACCACCAGUGAUCUUAGAGGAGUCCUUGGAUUACAAAAGCUUGACAGACCAUUCCAACAACACCAAGAGGCAAAGCAACAAACCAUGAAGACCAGAUUAGCCUGCCUGUCCAAUAAGUCCGACUCCUACACCGACUUCACUGAGUUCCUGCCCCCUGCUCAGGACAGGGCCACCAGAUGCCUAAAGCUGACAAAAGACGAGGUCGUUCGAUGGGCAGAUUCCUUCGAUGUUCUUCUUUCGCACAAGUAUGGCCUGGCUGCCUUCCGGGCUUUUCUCAAGACGGAGUUCAGCGACGAGAACAUUGAGUUCUGGAUGGCCUGCGAGGAAUAUAAAAAAAUCAAGACUCCCGCUAAACUGGUGACCAAAGCCAACAACAUCUACAAUGAGUUUAUCGAUGUCAAGGCUCCCAGAGAGGUAAACAUAGACUUCCGUACGCGGGAGGUGACGAGACAGAGCCUUGAGGAGCCCACCCCCUCCAGUCUGAACGAGGUCCAGGCCAGGGUCCACAGCCUCAUGGAGAAAGACUCUUACCCCCGCUUCCUCCGCUCCAAGAUCUACCAGGACUUACUCAAAACGCAGUACACACACUGUCAACGGAACUCUGUCUGAAGAACACACACAUGUGCAGCCGCAGAUACACACACGCACACUUACAUGUAAGUGAUAAUGCCCUAGAAGCCGGUGUUUAGAGGAUAUAUUGGCAUGGGUGUUGUUAGCAAACCGUGCCAAUAUAUCCUCCAAACAACAGCUUCGA
Molecule: messenger RNA, 852 nt
Organism: Coregonus clupeaformis (lake whitefish)
Lineage: Eukaryota; Metazoa; Chordata; Actinopteri; Salmoniformes; Salmonidae
Product: regulator of G-protein signaling 8-like
Exons: 6
Source: RefSeq, a predicted model, not a curated record